AUGGCGCAAGAAACGAGUCCUCUCCUCCGCUGGAUGGCACCUCCUAUAGCAUGGCUGAGGAAGUUACAGGACAUUAGCGUUUCGAAUAAGCCCUCAAUUACCAUAGUCACGGCUGUUUUACUGGGCAACGUCAAUGCAGCAAGCAACACCAACGGCAAAAGUAAAAAACGCUUUGUCCAAAGGUCGUUACAGUCUUUGCCAACCGAGGUGGCGCUGGAAGCGUUUGCCCGUCUGGACAGUGCAACGCUCUACCAACUUACUUUGGUCUCCCGCGGAUACAGACAUCUCCUUGCUCACCAUGAAGCCAGCAGAUGCUGGAACGCACUGGUGUUUGAGCCGCACAUUCCCCUCGACGACGCUCGAAUUAAUAGUAUGAUGCGGUUCCUGACCAAGUUCCAGUUGCACAUGUAUACCCGCUCCGCCCAUUUCGACGGCACCACCAUCGAUGUAACCCGAUUAGAAAAGAUUCUUCGCCACCUCCCUUACAUCACACAGCUGUCUAUCACCCACUGUCCCAAUCUCGACUGCUAUCAAGUAUUGCAACUGCUCAAAUCAUCGGCCAAAAACACAAGUUUCGUAGAUAACAACUCGAUCAUUUCAACCAGCAGUAGUCAUACGGGCUUGGCCCCUUUUUUGCAGCAUCUCGAACAACUUUAUAUGCAAGGCCUCUUCCCAAGUGAGCGUGGUCAAAAGUCCUAUGCUCACGAAAUGUAUGCAUACGCUGGUGAUGGCGACUUUCGACCGCCGUGGCUGCCCGACGAGCUAGUCCAGUUUAUCCAAGUGAUCGAAGAGCAGCAAAAUUUGCCAUCUGAAGAGAAUGGCAGCAACAACAACAACAACAGUAACCGACAGCGUCGACCUAUUGCGGACGUCGAGCCUUGCCACCUUUGCCAUAAGAACGUAGCAUCGACAGGAUCUGCGGCGUUUUUGCGGGGGCAACUCGAACAGCGCAGCGCGAGGGAACGAAAAUACAAGUCAGGCCCUGUUGCCAUUAUCUGCGACAGCGGCUGCAGCAUUAGUGGCAGUGGCAACGACAACAAAUGGGCAGCGGCCGCAUUGUGGUAUGCCGUGGCAAAUCGUGCGGUGUCGGCAGUGCCAUCUGUCACGAAGGGUUUGUGGAUCGUCGGCGUGUCAGAAGCCGUUCAUGACGUCGGAAAGAAGGAUGAUCGACAAGUGGUUUUGUACAUCAUGCAAAGAGAAGAGAAGAAACGACCGGUGGAAGACCAAGGCAAGACUGUUGCGGAGAAGCGCGAGACAGAGGGACGAAUACAUUCAAUGGAAUGA
Molecule: messenger RNA, 1284 nt
Organism: Zychaea mexicana
Lineage: Eukaryota; Fungi; Mucoromycota; Mucoromycetes; Mucorales; Lichtheimiaceae
Exons: 3
Coding region: 1-1284 (427 amino acids)
Molecular function (GO): protein binding
Source: RefSeq, a predicted model, not a curated record